Molecule: messenger RNA, 2923 nt
Organism: Leopardus geoffroyi (Geoffroy's cat)
Lineage: Eukaryota; Metazoa; Chordata; Mammalia; Carnivora; Felidae
Gene: CB3H14orf39
Product: chromosome B3 C14orf39 homolog
Exons: 19
Coding region: 178-1992 (604 amino acids)
Biological process (GO): meiotic DNA double-strand break processing involved in reciprocal meiotic recombination; oogenesis; homologous chromosome pairing at meiosis
Cellular component (GO): central element
Source: RefSeq, a predicted model, not a curated record
GGCUUCGCGGGGUCUCGCGGGGCUGGGUGGGGCCGAGGCGGGACUGCCGUCGGCUUUUCAGUGUCCGGGUACGCGUCGAGUACCCCGCGCUGCGGACCCAGAAUAAAGUGUUGGACCCGGAGAAGGAAGGGCGUGGAUGUUCGGGUCCCGGAGGGAACCUUGAGUGUAGCAUCCAAGAUGAAUGACAGCCUAUUUGUCAGUUUGGACAGGCUUUUGCUAGAAUUUGUUUUCCAGUAUGAGCAAGAUAUAAGUACUAAAGAAGAUAUGAUUCAACGGAUUAACAAAUGCUUUGAAGAUAUUAAAGAAAACAAGGCAGCUAUUUGUAAGAUACAUGAAACUAUAAAUAUGACAGAUGAGGAAAUUGGUCAUUACUGUAAACAUAGUGAGGAGAUCAAAGACAACUGUAGUAACUGGAAGCCAACAUGUGAUGUUUUUCAUAAACAUGAAGACUAUAUGCAGGACCAAUUUGCUGUUUAUCAAGAAACUAGUGAAAAAGACAAAAAAAUGUAUCAUGAUUAUGUAUGUCAGUAUAAAGAUGUUUUGAAGCAAUAUCAACUAAAAUACUCAGAAACACCUCUUUCACAUGUAUAUUAUGAGAAGAAAAAAGAACAUGAAGAAAUUCAAAAUAGAGUGUUGGCGUGUACUGAACAACUAAAAAUGAAUGAAGCUAUCUUUAUGGAACUUCUAGUACCUGCUCCUUUUCCAUCACUUACUAAAUGGACAUUACAUAUGGUUAAUGUGAGAUGUAAAACACAAAAUAUUCUUAAACAUGCCAGAAGUUUUUCCAAAAGUUCAUCUGAAUUGAAGAAAGAAGUAGAUGAAGUGGAAAUAGAAAUUAAUUAUUUAAACCAGCAGAUUGCAAGACUUCAUGAAACUAAGAAUCUUGCAGAAACUCUGGAAGAAAAAAAUAAAAAUAAGGAAAAGAGAAAGGAAUUGAAAGAAAGAAUUUUUGAAAAAGAUGAACAACAUGUACUUAUAUUGAAUAAAGCCCCUCAAAACAGUCGAUUAUUUCUUCCAUAUGAAUCUGAGAAAGUCAGACCAAUGAAAAUGCAUUCUUCAGAGGCAAGAGUUGUAGAUAAAAAAGAAGAAAGUUCUGUGAAACAGUCAAAGCUUGCCAAUAUUGACUUUAGGCAGAAAGGAAACAACAUGCAGGUACUUAAUGACUCUACUGUGAGUAAACAUUCAAAAUGCUCAAAUGCCGUGGCUAUUAAAAAUUCACAAAAUACGAUGCAUUUCAGAUUGUUAACCCCACAGAAACAAUCAAAUUGCAAUCAAUGGUUUGAAAAAGGAGAUACAGAUGCUGAGUGUGAAGAUAAAGGGACGGUAAGACCAUUGAGAGAAUUAAAAUGUACUUCACAAGUUAUAUGCGCAGAACGUUUUGGGAAGCCAAUAGAAGAUAAUAGUGAUGAAGUAGAAGAAAGGACUGAGAAUUUUCCACGAACUCCUGAAAUUCCUUUAUUUUUAAGAACUCCUGAAGCUGUGAAAACACCUGAACCUUUGGAGAAAUCAUUGUUUCCUAAAACCCCCUCUUUUGAAAUAAAUAGAAAUAUAAUGCCUGAAGGUCAAACACAAAAGGAAUCCCCUGGAUUUUCUUUUCUUAUGAAUUAUACUUCUAGAUCUCCUGGAUUGAAUCUAUUUGAUUCUACAUUUGAUUCAGAAAUCUCAUCAGAUCAGUUUAAUGAACAUUAUUCUGCGGGAAAUUUAAAUCCUCUUUCAUCACAACAAGAAAUUGUAUUAUGGAUGUACACUGAAGUCAGUGGAAAAAUGGAGAGAGGAAGAACUCAAGUAUAUGGAAACUUAUUUGGGAAACCAGAAGGAGAAGAUGCCUUUACAUUUUCUUUUUCAUCAGACUCUUCAACUCAUACAUUUGGAACUGGAAAAGAUGAUUUUAGUUUUCCAUUUUCAUUUGAACAGGAUCAAAACUCAACACCUUCUUCUGUAAAAGGUUUUUCAUCUUCCUCACAAAAUACAACACAAUUUACCUUUUUUUGAACUAAUUACUAAUUUCUUGAAUUAUUUAACUGCUCUGUAACCAUCUAGGGCAUAAAUUUACAUUAUUACUUUAAAAAUGAAGACUACUUUAUUUUGUUGGUUAAAGCAAUAAUAGGUUAGCAUAGUUAAAUUAUUUGAUUAUAUAUUUAAAUAUUGAUGGAAAUUAAGCCUAUGUCAUCUAAUUUUAUUUUAUUUGCAGCAUUUGCUAUCAUUAUUUUCGUUUUGAUUUUGCAAGCCAUAUUUAGGCAGAAUUAAUAGAAUUUGAUACUUUUCCAUUAAUAUUUACUAUAAAUAUUAAACCUGCUUCUCCCCAGAACCUAAGUUUCAUUCUUGUAGUAAUUUAGGUGCUUUGAUAAGAAUGAAAACUUCAGGCCAUCAGAAGAUGGCAGUAACUAUGCAGAAUUAAUGCUGAGGUAUACUUUGUACCUUAGCUACUAAAAAAUGCUCUUAAAAUUACUGUGCUUCACUAUAAAGAGUGGUGGUACUUCAAAAAAAAAGGGUGGUACUUCAAAAAAAAGUGUGGUACAUCAGUGAUAAUCUCACAUAAUUUAUUUUAUUGAUAGUGAAUUAAAUGUUAUUUUUUGAAUACAACAAAUAAUAAAAUUCUAAUUUUAUCAGUUAUUCUAAUAUCUUUAAUGGAAAGAAAUUAAUGUGAAGGGCUAGAGUAAUUUCUGAGAAUUAGAUUGUUGUAUUAAUGAUGAUACUGUUAUAUUUUUUGCUUAAACUUUUUUGAAAAACAUUUAAAAUUUUGUUUGCUGUCUCUAACAAAAAAACUCACCUUUAUGUUUUAUAUGCAGUAUUUGCUUGUCAAUUAUAUAGAUAAAUGAAGAUAUUUAAAAUUUGAUGAAAUUAUAUAAGCAUAAUGUUCAAUGUCUUUGUAUUUUGUAAAUUAGUUAUAUAGAGUUAUUGAGUAAUAAAAAGUCUGACUCCA